Galleria mellonella (greater wax moth) is the source of this 4039-nucleotide messenger RNA. It is a transcript of the gene Cep135, whose product is annotated as centrosomal protein of 135 kDa. The coding region runs from base 218 to 3496 and encodes 1092 amino acids. Lineage: Eukaryota; Metazoa; Arthropoda; Insecta; Lepidoptera; Pyralidae. The transcript is spliced from 2 exons. The record is from RefSeq and is a predicted model, not a curated record.
ACCCGGUUUCUUAUUUUUUAAUUUAAAACUUCACUGUUUCAAUUUCUUUAAAUAUUUCAUUUAAGCAUUUGUUGUUAAAUAAAAUAUAAUAAUAAAACAACAUUAACAGCUAUAGCUUCUACCAAUUUUUUAUUCCAAAUUAAGUCAUUAUGACUGUACUUUUUAAAGAAUUCUUACUGAUAAACUGUUAAUAGUUGAAAUUGAAUAUAUUAGAAACAUGGGAGAUGCCUAUUUUAAUUUGAAACAUAAACUUGAAGAACUUGGUUAUAGUAAUAGUUUGCCCAUUGAGGCAGUUCCUUUAGUAGAAUGUGUUCUUGCCGAUUUGUUGCAGACUACACGAAGCUUACAGCAUUAUAUGGACUUGUCGAAAGAGGCAUUACAACAACGGGAUGCUUUGAUAUUAGAAGCUGAACCAUAUAAAUGUGAUAAUGCGAAGCUUAUACAAGAGAACAAUCAACUUCAUAGAGAUGUUAUAAGGUUAAAAGAAGAAAACACAAAAAUUUCAAAAGAAAAUAAAAGGAAAGCUAAAGCUAUGUCUGAAGAACUAAUGAGAAAAGAUGCAACUAUCAGUAAGCUACAACAUGAUCUUAGGGAUUUAAGUUUAAGGGGAUUAUGUGCAGAAACUCAAAGUAGUAGAAACAAAAGCAGAAGGAAAGAUGGUGGAGAUAUGUUACCAAAAUUGUGCAUAUGUAAUGAAAAAAAUAAUACCAAUACUCAGAGAGAUGUUGCAGACUUGGUUACGAGAAACUGUUUACUAGAAGAGAAAAAUGAGGAAUACUAUGAUGAAAUUGAACUUCUUAAAAAUCAAGUUGAACAUAGAGAUAAUGAAAUUGUAAGGUUAAAUAUGCUAUUAGAGGGAGGAAGGCCUAUUGCUGCUAUUAAUAAAGAUUGCUGUAAUCUGCCAUCUGAUAGUAGGCUACAAAAUUUAAUGAAACAGUUACAUGAAUUAGAAUCAACAAAUGAUUCUUUAAAAAAGGAAAUUGACAAUGGACUUGAAAAACAACAUGAAGCUAUGCUUAGAGCCCUUAGUCUUGCUGAUAAAAAUAAAGUAUUACAGGAAGAACUGAAAAAAGUAGAUACAUUAGCUUUAAAGGUUGAAGAAGACUGUAAUAAAAGGUUAGCUGCAAUGAUGAAUGAGGUUAACUUUUUACAAACAAGAAUAGAGGGUCUCAUUAUGAAAAAUUCACAAUUAGAAAAAGAACUGUCACAGCAACAUUCUAAAGAAAGUUUACUUACUCCAGUAACACAAAAAAAUCAAAAUUCCUUAUGUGCUAUUUUAAAGGAGAGAGACAUAUUACAAAAAGAAAUAAAAGAUCUGGUAGAACUUAACAAAAGUUUACAAGAUAAAAUAUUUUCUGUAUCACAGCUAAAUAAAUCAAUUCAUAAUCAGUUCAGAAAUGACUUUGAACACACUAAAGAUAAUAAAAAAUGUCCCACAAAAGACGAGUUGCAAGUGCUGCUUGAAGAUGAACGGAAAAAAUAUGAAAAAUAUAUGACAGAUAUACAGCAUAAGUUGACAGAAACAUUGAACCUUUUUAAUAAUCAUUUAUUAAAAUGUCAAAAUCAAGAUAUUUCUAGUCAUAAAAUUUCUCAUGAAACCUUGUUUGUAAAAGAUCUACAUGGUAAAUUAUGUGAAAAAGAACAAAAGAUACUUAUGUUACAAAAAGAAAAUGAUGAAAUAAAAUCUAAAAUGUAUCACCAUGAUGAAGGUACUAAACAAAACUAUAAAGACAUAAUAAGUCAAUUAAAUGCAGAAAAUGCAGAAUUAUCUAAAGAAAAUAUUUCUCUAAGUCAACAACUGAGUCAUUACAGAACUUUAAAUAGUGCAAAAAAUGAUAGAAACAAAUAUUGUACAAAAGACAUACAAAAACUAAGAGAUAAAAUAGAUGAGUUGACCCAUGAAACACAAUUACUGAAGAAAGAUAAGCAUGAAUAUAAUAUGCGAUACAAGGAAGCUAUGGAUUUAGUAGACAAACUAAAAAGAGAUUUGGCAUUUAAACAAAGAGAAAUGGAGUUAUUACAAGAAGAAAAUUCUUCUUAUAAAAUGACUCAAAGAACUGGAAAAGCCUCUGCUGAUCAUCUUAAAGAUGAGUGUAACUUUUUAAAAGAACAAAUAAAGAAAAUGCAAAGUGAUGUUAUUAAAGAAAAAACAUUAGCUAGUCAGAUAAAAAAUAUACAAUUGGAAACUGAAAGAAGUAGCAAUGAAAUACAAAAUGAACUAUUGGGCACACAAAAGAAACUUAGUUUAUCAAAAGAUACGAUUGAUUCUUUAGAAAAGAAAUGUAGAGAAUUACAGUCUGAAAUAUUGGCUUUAAAAAAUGAAAAAGCAAACUUAAUUGAUAAUAUAAGAAAACUAGAUCAAGAACGUGAUAAAUUGGUAAUUGAAUUAGAUCAAAAGACAGAGACUGCUAGUGUUUUGGAACAAAAGAUAAAAUCUCAAUCAUAUGAAAUCAGUAAAUUAGAAAAAGAAAUAGCUGAACUAAAAAGAAAGUUAAAUCUUAAUAAAGUGUCAGAACAUAAAUUAAUUGAUAAUGAAGCUCAAAUAGCAUAUUUAAAUGGUGAAAUUUUGAGAUUAACACAACAAAUUGAUAAUGCUAUAAUAGAAAAUAAGCAUUUACAAAAUAGCCUUGGUGAUGCUAAUGGUGUAUUAAAAGUUACAAAAAUUGAGUAUGAAAAAUCACGAAAAGAAGUAGAUAGUUUAAAACAGCAGUUGCAACACUAUGUAGCAGAAAUUAGACGAAUUGAAGAGCUCUUGUCCCAAAAAGAAGCUGAAAGGUCUGAUAUGUUGGAACAAUUUGCAAGUCUUUCAGUAGAAGCAAAUAUAUUAGAAAAUACUAAUCAUUCAUUAGAAAGCGAGUCUGCUUCAAAAUCAAUCCAAUUGCAGUCUUAUAUUAACAAAAUUCAAAAUUUAGAAACUAAUCUUUUAGACAAAGAAAACAUAAUUGAUUCUCAAUCUGCACAUAUUGCAUCUAUGACUUGUAAAAUAAGUACUUUAGAAAAUGAAGUUAAACUAGUAACUGAAGAAAAAUUGCUUCUUGAACAGAAUAUUUCAUAUUUGAAACAAAAGUGUAAGAAUAUGCAAAUAGAAAACACUAAUACUACAAGAGCUAUUGUUGAUACAGACUCUGAAUUAAAAUUAUAUGAAAACAGAAUUAAAUCUUUGACCAAUUCUAAGGCAAAAUUAGAAGUUGAAAAAGAUAAUUUGAAAGAACGUUUAUUAAAUUCAGAGAAACUGUUAUCUAAUACUAGACAGGAAGUUGUGGAACUGAAAUUAGCAUUGCAAGAUGCUACUUCUGAAACAAAGUCUUUACAAGAACAUGUAUCAAGACUUAGUCGGAGAGAGAUCAAUGAGGCAACAUUAACUACAGAACUUGAGUUACCACUUAUGUUAGAAGAAACCAUACAUGAAGUUAGUCAUGAAGAAGAUGAGGACAGUGCACGGUAUCCUGAAGUGCGCAAGAGAUUCUCAAAGUAUUCUCGCAGUGAUACAUUAUAAUUUACAUUUUCAUUACUGAUUGGAUAAACAAGGUCUGGAUUUGGGGUACUUCGUUUUUAUUUAUAAGUACCUUGUAACAGUAUUUUCAUAUUUAAUCACUUUGAAUUAUGAGUUACUAUUAAAUUGUAAAUUUAAUUAUUGCAUAAUUAAAAUGCAUUUCAAUAUAAAAUUUCUAAUAUGUAUUUAUUAUAUGAUUGUAAAAUACUGUUGAUAAAUAUUUAUUAAAAUACAAAAGUAAAAUUUUUAAUUGUCUUAAUACUUAAAUUCACGAUUUUAGUGUCAGUAGCUGUAGAACACCUAUAAAAGGGUCUAAUUGGAACAAAAUGUUUGCUUGGUAGUCACUGCCGGCCAAUGAUAAUUUUUAAAAUAUUUUAUAUAGUUUUUGUUAGAAAAAUGUAUAUAAACUUAAAUAGGCUAAACAAUAAAAACAAAUGAGAGAUUAUAAAAUCCAAAGUUUAUUAAUUUUGGAUAAAUAUGAUAAUGUAUGUAUUCCUCCUUUACCAAUUUUGUAUUGAUUACAUUAUAUUCUACAACAAAAUCACA